Lachancea thermotolerans CBS 6340 is the source of this 2658-nucleotide messenger RNA. RefSeq names its product Lam6p (gene LAM6). Gene Ontology annotation, molecular function: sterol transfer activity; sterol binding. NCBI's taxonomy places the organism in Eukaryota, Fungi, Ascomycota, Saccharomycetes, Saccharomycetales, Saccharomycetaceae. The transcript has a single exon. Gene Ontology annotation, biological process: intracellular sterol transport. The record is from RefSeq and is a predicted model, not a curated record. Gene Ontology annotation, cellular component: endoplasmic reticulum-plasma membrane contact site; plasma membrane; mitochondrion. Bases 1 to 2658 code for a protein of 885 amino acids.
AUGCGUGUAAUCGAGAUGUCUACGUCAGAUUUUGAACAGUGGGACCCUGUGGACGACGACCAAGGGUCUUCAACCAGCCCUUCUACGGAGCCCACGCUUUUAGGGCCAACCCCUUCAGAGAACACCAGCGAGCCGCUAGAGCGCAGCAAGAUGUCGAGAUCGCCUAUUCGAUCGCUACAAAGUUCCAAACGUGAGUCAGUCUCUUCAAUCGAUGGCGCGGCUUUGAAAUCGACACCUGCCGACCCGCAGCUGUCCGCGGUGGACCCCGUUACAGGAGUGAAUAGCCCGUUAACUAGUAAAAAUGGCUCUGCUUUAAGCUCGGUCAGUCACAUCAUAGGAUCUACAAAAGCGUCGGCGGUUCCAGAAGACGUGGGGGAUGCGUCGAACAAUUCUUUUUUCAACAGCAUGCUAACAACGCUUUCGUUCAAAGGCUCUUCAAGCAACCCGCCGCUACCGCCGGUACAAACGGAUACCCCACAACAGGCGCCUAAAAUUAUUUCAUACCGGCGAGAAACCCCUUCCAAAAAAAACAGACGUUCAACGAGCGCGGACAGUAGUUCACUCGCGUCGCCCCUGCAAGAAAUGGAGAAACCUGACGUUUUAAUCCUCCAAGAAUAUAACAAAAAGCUUUAUGUGGAAGAGCGGUUUGCAAAAACCAAUUACCAUUAUGCUACCGAGGAGCGGAAUGCAGACCUGCAUAAAAUAUUCAAAUCAAUUCCACUUGACGACCGCCUCUUAGAUGAUUUCAGUUGCGCGCUGAGCCGUGAAUUUCUAUUUCAGGGUAGGGUUUACAUUACUGAGUCUAACAUAUGUUUUAACUCCAAUCUACUAGGUUGGGUGACGCACCUUGUGAUAUCUAUGAAGGACAUUACGACGAUGGAAAAAACUUCAACCGCCGGGCUAUUUCCUAAUGGGAUAGCUAUAGAGACUCGCAUGGGCAAACACCAAUUUGUUAGCUUUAUUUCACGGGACUCUACCUUUGACUUCAUCAAAGCUGUAUGGUCUCAGUUCAAUGGCACUGACGCGGCGGAGCUUCCUGUCAUGAGUAGGCAAUCCAGCGUUCCAAGUAUUCGCGAUGACCUCAAAGCGCACACUGAACUAGUUGCCACUCUCGUACCAACCGACGGAAAUUUUGACAUACCGCCCAGUCGCGCCUCGAUUAUAAGUGAAAAUGACGCAGCUAUAGAGGAUGCAAUUCUUUCAGUAGAUGAUUUUACGCCCACAAUUACCUUAAAGAACGGCGUGAAGAGUUUAGCUGGCGACGAUGACGCUGAAGACGACGACGACGAUGAUGAUUACGAGUACGAGGAUGACGAUGACGAUAACUGCUCAAAUUCAAAUGACCUGACUUCUCUUGCAAUCAUUGAAAGCGAAACGGCUUUGGCCACCCAAAAGGUUUAUGUACUGAAAGAAGGCUCCGGUUUCGAGUACGACGGGCCUUCAUUUUUCCAAGAAACAAAAUUCCUAUAUGACCCUAACCAGAACAACGAAACCGUGCUUGCAGAAGAAGAAUUGAAAGCGCCUCCGGGCGUGGUUUACCAGUUGAUUUUCAGCGGUGAUAACACGAGUUUUCUUGAGGCCUUCUUAAAGGGCCAAAACUCGUCAAACUUAUCAGAUAUUCCUGCCUUCGAUCAGGUUAACAAAGACGGGCAGCAAUACCGCGAGUAUUCCUACGCCAAAGCACUCAACUACGCUGUCGGGCCCAAAUCCACUAAGUGCCUUGCGACAGAUACUGUCCUGGGCUUAGAUUAUGAAAAUUGCAUCAACGUUGUUAAUACCACCAAAACGCCAGAUGUUCCAAGCGGCAACAGUUUCUGCGUUAAGACAAGGUAUAUGUUACGUUGGGCUUCUCCCAAUACAAGUGUUUUGAAGAUUUCGUUUUGGGUCGAGUGGACAGGGAGCAGCUGGAUUAAGUCCAUGAUUGACAAAAGCUGCAAAGCGGGUCAAAUCGAGGCGACAGACGCAUUUAUCGAACUGAUAAGAGAAUAUGUCGACAAAUUUACGAGGUCUUCUCAGAUAGAGGUCAAGCAACAGCCUCAGAAAAGGCAGCCUCAAAGCAGGCGCGUUAGCAGAAACUCUCCGCGGUUGCCAAAACCUACAGUCGUUGAGGAAGAAGAAGUAACUGCCAUUGUUGAGCCACCCAAGCCUACACAAUGGGGCCUAUUAGGUCAAGCGAGUGUAACAAAUGUUCUGCUCAUAAUCAACUUUGUUUUGCUCCUUGUCGUAAUGAUGCGUGAACAAACGAUUUUGAAACAGCUCAAGAGGGCCAACGCGAAAAAUUGGUCUUCAGAAAAGAACAUCUCCAUUGACCAAGUAGUGUCACACUUCAAGUCGCUGCUAGGGAACACUCUCGAAACCACCAACGCCGAUAAGGGCGGAAAACCACUUGCACUGCGGGAAUGGCUCGAGCGGCAUGGUGCUCCGGAAGACUCCUACAAUGUGGAUGUUCAAAAAAGAAAGCAAUACCAGAGGUACUUGCGCUAUGUCGUCGACCAGUGGAUGGACGGCGAAGUCUCACUCAGAGAGACUGACAACUUGCUGCUCAAGCUUAAUAAGCUCAUCGACGUCGUGAAUAGCACGCGGCUAAGCGCUGGCGAGUCCGAACGCGUGGAUGCUUCGAAAAUCAAGGAUGCUGUGGACUACUUAAUUGAUACUUGA